This is a messenger RNA of Rhopalosiphum padi (bird cherry-oat aphid), 739 nucleotides long. RefSeq names its product putative peptidyl-tRNA hydrolase PTRHD1. The record is from RefSeq and is a predicted model, not a curated record. Lineage: Eukaryota; Metazoa; Arthropoda; Insecta; Hemiptera; Aphididae. The transcript is spliced from 3 exons. The coding region runs from base 144 to 503 and encodes 119 amino acids. Gene Ontology annotation, molecular function: peptidyl-tRNA hydrolase activity.
GAACAGGAAGUUGGGCCGUUUACAAUUUUACAUACAACUUCUGACGAACGCGCGACGGUGCACUGUGCGGUAAAGAUCCGACUUGUAUACACGUUCCACAAACACAACUUAGGCUCGUUCUAAAGCAUUAUAGGUCGUUGACGAUGAGUAACGUGGUGCAGUACGUGCUGGUGCGCGGUGACCUGACCAGGACCCUGAAAUGGCCAUCCGGCGCUGUCAUGGCCCAAGCGUGUCACGCUUGCGUCGCUGUGGUGCACACUUAUUACUCGGAUCCGGACACGCAGGCGUAUCUAAAGGACCUCGGGAACAUGCACAAAGUCAUCUUGGAAGUACCCGACGAGACCGCACUGCUGAGCACGGCCGCCGCGCUCGAGACGGACGGCGUGCAGCACGUCGUGUGGAAGGAACAGCCCGAAAACGUGGCCACGUGCGUGGCGCUGAAGCCCUGCGCCAAGGGCACGGUGAGCAAGUACGUGAGGAAGUUCAAGUUGUACGGCGCGUGACGUCGGCGAUAAAUAAUAAUACAUGACCCCACGUGGCGUACACGCCGAACGCGGGUAAGUGUAUUAUCGGCGUGAGGGGUGCGCGGGUGCGGGGUGUCCGCCCGUGGGGAUCAACGGCCACCGCCAAUUGACAUCAAUCAUUUAAUUGGCCGCUCCGUGGAAUUCAAUAUAAUAAUGAUAAUAAUAAUACAUAUGUAAUAAAUAAACGACAAUGGUCACCUCAAACACGUUCACAA